This is a messenger RNA of Cucumis sativus (cucumber), 994 nucleotides long. Its product is annotated as general transcription factor 3C polypeptide 6. Bases 344 to 730 code for a protein of 128 amino acids. Gene Ontology annotation, biological process: transcription by RNA polymerase III. NCBI's taxonomy places the organism in Eukaryota, Viridiplantae, Streptophyta, Magnoliopsida, Cucurbitales, Cucurbitaceae. Gene Ontology annotation, cellular component: transcription factor TFIIIC complex. The transcript is spliced from 5 exons. The record is from RefSeq and is a predicted model, not a curated record.
UCUUUUUCCUUUACUUCAUUGGUUGCGAGCAAUGGGUAGUGAGUAAGCACCUCCUCCGAACCCCUUCCGACCUUUCUAUCACACUCACCCAACCCACCCUAAACCCCAUACCAACACACAACACCUCCUCGCCGGCCCAUUCUGCUCACUCCUGCAUCUGACGUUUCCCAGUCUUUUCCGCUAAGGCUCUCCAUUCCACAUUCUUUCUUUCUCUCUCUCUCUCAAUCUCAUCCUGUUCGCAGCACCUCUUAGCAGCCCUCGUCCAUCUUCGCCACACUACUGCCGGACCUCCGUCUGAUUUCAAAUUUUUACUUGAUAUUGCUUAGAGGCGUCUCUAAGGAACAUGGAAAAAGCUACAAUUGAUUCCGCCUCUGAUGUCGAGGAAGAAUAUGUAUUGCUUGACCUUGGUGAUGUAUCGCUGCUUGACAUUCCACCCAAUGCUCCCUACGUUCUAUCUGGUUUGGACACCAUGAAUCCAGUGUUGACUAUCUGUGAUAAAUUUAAGAUGAUUGGAGAAUAUGAAGAAACCAUAGGCACAUGCCUUACCUUUGCGGAAGAGGAAGUCCCUGUGGUUGAAGAAGAAGCUCAGCCAUCUGAAACACUUCGUUGCUCGAGAGAAGAAGUUGAACCAAAACAAGCUACCAAAAAGGAGUUGAAGCUCGUUGCCUGUGUACAUAAGAUCCUUAAAUUCAAGUUACUUGAUUCUGAUGUUCCAAGCUCAAUAUCUUAGUGCACUAAAGAGACAGAUUAAUGUUAGUUCAUAUUUGUAUAUAUUGAGGUGUCAGUUUUAUGUAUAGUUAGAUGCAAUGUGACAGAUAACCUAAGUAAAGAACAAGUAGAGGGAAAGGUGUAUCCUCGUUGGUCAACUCAUCACUAUCCUCUAUAGAAUAGAACGGAGUGUUAUCGUGGAAGCUAAGAGUAUUUUCUUACCAAAUAUUUAAAAUAUUCUCCUUCUCCUUUUACUAUCCCCUUAUAUAAUUGUACAAGUUUAUUA